Lepisosteus oculatus (spotted gar) is the source of this 694-nucleotide messenger RNA. It is a transcript of the gene wdr83os, whose product is annotated as WD repeat domain 83 opposite strand. Gene Ontology annotation, biological process: protein insertion into ER membrane. Gene Ontology annotation, cellular component: endoplasmic reticulum membrane. The record is from RefSeq and is a predicted model, not a curated record. Lineage: Eukaryota; Metazoa; Chordata; Actinopteri; Semionotiformes; Lepisosteidae. Gene Ontology annotation, molecular function: protein folding chaperone.
UGGGCCGGUCGCUGAUGACGUAGUUCAUGUGGAUUGUAGGGUAAGAGGACGAGUGAAGUCGAGUCUUCUGUUACUUUCAACACCCAAACUAAGACAAGUAUGUCUUCCAACAGCACGUCCGACCCCAGGAGACCGAACAAGAUCCAAAGGUACAAGCCCCCCAGCACAGACACAAACCCCACACUGGAAGACCCCACUCCUGACUACAUGAACCUGCUGGGGAUGAUCUUCAGCAUGUGUGGGCUGAUGCUCAAGCUCAAGUGGUGUGCGUGGAUUGCUGUUUACUGCUCCUUCAUCAGCUUCGCCAACUCCCGCAGCUCUGAGGACACCAAGCAGAUGAUGAGCAGCUUCAUGCUGUCCAUCUCGGCCGUAGUGAUGUCAUACCUGCAGAACCCCCAGCCCAUGUCCCCACCCUGGUAACGAAGACCAGACAUGGAGAGGCUCCGAAAAAUAACCGAGCCUGGAGCAUCAGGACCCAGUCCAGCUGCGCUGCUGCCCAGACACCUGGGGAGGGAGAGGAGGGGGAGAGCUUCCUGAUAGCUCACUCGUCAGCCCUUCCUGUCACUCCUCAGCCCUCUAGACCUUCUUCAUCUCCUUCACACUCUCUCUCUCCCUUUCUCUCUCUGAUGAUUUUUUAUUUGCAUUGUGAAACAUUGGACAGUAUCUGGAAUAAAACCCACAGAUUUUAAAUAUU